Molecule: messenger RNA, 576 nt
Organism: Chironomus riparius
Lineage: Eukaryota; Metazoa; Arthropoda; Insecta; Diptera; Chironomidae
Source: the annotation of a GenBank genome assembly
UCUACUGAGCACAGAGUCAUUUCAUUCAUUUCUUUCUAAGACUAAAGUAAUUAUUUUUUAAAUUCUCUAGUAAAGUGAAAUUUAACUUCAGUUAAUUCAAAAAAGUCCACAUUUUUCAAAAAUAAUUAAAAUCAAUAAAAACUGUUUAUCCGGUGCAUCUAAAUACAAAUCACCAAAUUCACAAUGAAAUUCAUUAUAUUAUCAAUCUUAGUGCUUUUAAUAGCUGCUUAUGUUAGUGCUGCACCAAAUACAAAAACCGGCAGAGACACAGAAUUGGAUGCGUCCGGAGAGCAAGAGUUUAAAGCGCUUUACGAUGAAGUCAUCGAACAAGCAGAUAAAGCACCAACAUCAAGGAACUGGAUAGACACAUUUAAGGCACUUUGGCAAGGCCUCAAGAAUGAAUUUAGUGAGUUGAAGAGAUCAACAAAAGGAGCAUUUGGAAAGGCAACGCACAACAUUUGCAAGCUUAUGUACAAAAAUAAUUUAAGUUUUGACACAGUCGUUAAGUUCUGUGGCGCUAAGGAGAACUAUGUUGAUGUUAUCUUUUAUCCUGAAUAAAAAUUAAUUUAAUUUGAA